Serpula lacrymans var. lacrymans S7.9 is the source of this 771-nucleotide messenger RNA. RefSeq lists its product as uncharacterized. The transcript is spliced from 9 exons. The record is from RefSeq and is a predicted model, not a curated record. Gene Ontology annotation, biological process: reciprocal meiotic recombination. Lineage: Eukaryota; Fungi; Basidiomycota; Agaricomycetes; Boletales; Serpulaceae. Bases 54 to 668 code for a protein of 204 amino acids. Gene Ontology annotation, molecular function: double-stranded DNA binding.
GUUGAACGCAUACUUCCACAAUAAGCUUUUGCUACACAAAAUUCAACUGCUAAAUGGCACCUCGUGGGCUUUCUGCUGAAGAGAAACGCGUCAAGCUGCUGGAGAUCUUUCAUGAGAGUAAAGAUUUUUAUCAAUUGAAAGAAUUAGAGAAACUCGGACCAAAGCUAAAGGGAAUCGUAUCUCAAACCGUUAAGGAAGUUCUACAAUCUCUCGUAGAUGAUGGCUUGGUUCAGGCAGACAAGAUUGGAUCAUCGAAUUUUUUCUGGAGUUUUCCCUCUCAGCGUGGUGCUAUUGUCCAGAACCGUUUGGAUGCAGCGAAGGAUGCACGCUUAGCAUCUCAGACACAAUUGGCCAACCUACGUGCGAGCAUAGAAGCAGAAAAGGCGCUUAGACCUCAGAGUGACUCCCGGACUCGAGCACUGGAGACCCUCAAUGCAGCGAAGCAAACGCUUAUCACGCUAGAGCAAGAGUUACAAGCAUACGGUGCAUGCGACCCUGUGAAAGUUGAAGAAAAGAAGCGAGCGGUUAUUUUGGCUCGAGAAGCUACUAUUCGUUGGACAGACAACUACGUCAUAUUGUUAUCACACUUCACGCGCGAACAUGGAAUAGACCCGCAAGAAAUACGAAAGUAUCUUGACAUCGGGGAUGACUACGAGGACAUAUACUGAAGGCUCGGCUUGAUGGAAGGAUAGGCCUCAAGUUAUAGUGAGCUGCAGACAUACCAUGUACCAUACUUAGACAGGUCACACCACCAUAUACACUUGCAUAUCC